CGCUCGGCCUUUUCUUUGAAAUUAAAUGUCUAUCAGCUCCUCUCCCCUCCACAUUUUUUCUGACAAAACCUAAAGGCACAAGAGAACCCUCGGGAUGUAAGCUGUGCCUUAUGAGUGAGCAGAAACCCACAGAAGCUUUAAUGUAUUCAUAGCGACCUUGUACCUUGGGACUUUUCUAAAUAUUUUCCGAGAAUCAUCUCGUUUCAUUUUCAUCCAUCCCUGUGAAGUGGAUACUAUCAUGACCCCCGAUUCACAGAUAAAGUGCUGUAUGGAGUAGGCGGGUUACCUAUCCAAGUACAUGCAGAAUUUUCAGAUCCAAACAUGGACCUCAAGUUAAGACAUUCAUCUUUCCACUGAGAUUUGGUGUAGAUGGUUGAUCGACGAACACUAAGCUUUUCUUUUAGCCAGGAAAACAAGCAUCUUGAAGAAGCUGACCAAACAUGGCUUUAGCAGAUAAGAGACUUGAGAACUUGCAAAUCUACAAAGUUCUUCAGUGUGUUCGAAACAAAAACAAGAAGCAGAUAGAGAAGCUGAUCCGGCUUGGAUACCCUCAACUAAUCAACUUCACAGACCCCGUGGAUGGACUUAGUGCUCUGCACUUAGCUUCAGUAUCCAAUGAUGUUGACAUGGUCGCCUUUCUCCUUGAACUUGGAGCUCACCCUGAUGUGCAAGAUCAUAAGGGCUGUACUCCAACAAUGAGGGCUGCUGAACUGGGCCAUGAGUUGUCAAUGGAAAUAUUAGCCAAAGCAAAGGCUGAUAUGACCAUAGUUGAUAAUGAAGGAAAAGGCAUUUUAUUUUACUGCAUUUUACCUACUAAGCGACAUUAUCGCUGUGCUUUGAUUGCCCUUGAACAUGGUGCGGAUGUCAACAAUUCAACUUAUGAUGGAAAACCCGUGUUCCUUAGAGCUUGCGAAGAAGCCCAUGAUAUUAGAGAGAUGUGCCUGACAUUUUUGGAAAGAGGAGCUGAUCCAAAUGCUAUCAACUCAUCCACAGGUCGCACCGCUUUAAUGGAGGCAUCAAGAGAAGGGGUGACAGAAUUAGUUCGGGGAAUAUUGGAAAGAGGAGGUGCAGUGAAUACAUUUGACAAUGACAGACAUCACGCUGCUCAUUUUGCUGCCAAAGGAGGCUUUUUUGAUAUACUAAGGCUCCUUUUUGCAUACAAUGGAGAUAUGGGGAUGAUCGCAAUGAAUGGGAACACACCACUUCAUUAUGCUGCUAUGGGUGGUUUUACCGACUGUUGUAAAUAUGUAGCUCAGCGAGGAUGUGACCUGAAAUGGAAGAAUUUAGACCAUAAAACACCCAGGGCUUUGGCAAAAGAAGGUGGCUUCAAAGCAGCCAGCAAAGAAAUUCAUCGAGCAGAGCGAAUUGCUAAUAAACUGGCCAAACCAGGAGCCAAAAAUCCUAAUCCACUCUGGGCCCUCAGAUUACAUGAUUGGUCCAUAGAACAUGAGACUUUUCUUAGGGAAAUAUUUUCAUUUCUGGACAGGGGUGAUGGGUCAGUCACCAAAGAAGACUUUGUAAUGACCCUGGAGGAGAGGCAAGAGUAUGCAAGCUCUGAACAGCUGUUUUCAAUAGCUCAACUGCAUGAAAAAUUCCGAGGAGGAGGGGUCAAUAUUAAUGAGUUCUUUAAAGGAACUAAAUACUUAAACAAGUCUUUUGUCUUGGGAUCUUAUGGAACUAAGAAAAAGAAAAAAGGGAUGGGCAAAAAGGGAAGGAAAGGCAAGUUUGCUAUACCUCUCCCAGUCUGCGUCAUUCCUGAAGAUGCAUUUCCACAUCGAUCAGAUGGUGGGCCUCCAUAUUACAUGAUUGAAACCUACCAGAAUGUAACUGAUUACAGCCGUUUUAAUCGAGAUCACCCACCAGAACAUCCCAUGCAGGAUGAUUCUGCAUGGUACAUUGAUGAGCCCGGGAAGACAUUUUCAAAUAUUAAUUUUAUCACCAAAGCAGGAGACCUAGCAUCUCUGAAAAAGGCUUUUGAAUCAGGAAUACCUGUAGAUAUGAAGGAUAAAUAUUACAAGACACCACUAAUGAUGGCAUGUGCAAGUGGAAACAUAGACGUGGUCAAGUUUCUUCUUGAAAAAGGGGCAAAUAUAAAUGCCACAGAUAAUUUUCUGUGGACACCACUUCAUUUUGCAUGCCACGCAGGCCAGCAAGACAUUGCUGAGCUCCUUGUUGAGUCUGGAGCUUCGGUCGAUGCACUUUCAAUCAACAAUUCAACUCCUUUAAGUCGAGCUAUUGAAAGCUGCAGGAUGGAUACUGUAAAAUACCUACUUGAUAUUGGUGCUAAAUUUCAACUGGAAAAUAGGAAAGGGCACACUGCCAUGGAUAUUGCAAAAGCUUAUGCUGAUUAUAGAAUAAUUGAUAUGAUUAAAGAAAAGUCAGAUAACUUGCCUAAACCAGCAGAAAAUCAAAAACUGAAAGCCAAGCCACCCCCUAAACCAAAGACUGAAGGCUCUGAAAUUAAGAAAGAAGAGGUACAAAAAGAAGAGGAAGCACUUUCAUCACUUUAUACUGUACCAACCAUAACAGAAAAGAAGAAGAGGGAUAAGGAUAAUGUGGUUUAUCUCAAUUCAUUGAUUACCAGUGGGUAUACCAAGAAAGCGGAUAUAACAUUUGUUCCACGAAGGGUUUGGAGUCCUGAAGCCACAACAGCAGAACUGGUCCGGAAGCGGGAACUGUGGAGGGAAAGAUUUACUUAUGAAGUAGACUUUGAGGAUUUCAUGAUGCCUUUUCAGAAGAACAUUACAGAAAAAGCUCAAGCUUUGGAAGCUGCCUUGAAGAGUUAAAUCACAUCAGUUACAUCUUGGGGUAAAUACUUUGAAACCCAGGGACCAAACUUUGGAGAAAGAUAUUUCCAUCAAAGCCAAAAUCCAUUAAAAAAAUCUUUAUCAAAUAUUUGGUUUUGCUUUAAUAACUAUAAAUAUUCUAAGCUGUAUGAUGAAGGUAUAUUGCAGUGAAUUAUAAUGUCACUUGGGGUAAAUCCCCCAACCUCAUUAAGAAUGGAGAAUACUUGGCAUUUGAGUUUAAAUGUUAUUGUCAAAAAACUUACCAGAAGGACACUAUUGUUCACUUAAAGAUAAUCCUUAGUGAAUGCAUAUUGAGGAAAUAUUCUUAAGUGAAAUUAAUAAGUCACACAUGUGUAAAA
Messenger RNA from Fukomys damarensis (Damara mole-rat), 3145 nucleotides. It is a transcript of the gene Ankef1, whose product is annotated as ankyrin repeat and EF-hand domain containing 1. The record is from RefSeq and is a predicted model, not a curated record. The coding region runs from base 441 to 2786 and encodes 781 amino acids. Gene Ontology annotation, molecular function: protein binding. The transcript has 11 exons. Lineage: Eukaryota; Metazoa; Chordata; Mammalia; Rodentia; Bathyergidae.